AUGGGGGGCCAACAAGGGAAAGAAUCUUCAAAAAAUUCGUUAGGCAGAACAAAAUCUGAUAAGAACAAAUUGAAUCACAAUGCUUUGAAAGAAAAUAAGUCCCUGAGUGCUCUAGCAGACCAGUCAUCUUCGGAGGAAGUGCUGGACAACUUGAAUCAUUCUUGGUCAUCGAGGGAGAGCCUUCUGAAGCCCGUGGAGUCUGACAGUCAGAACCUGUUCAUAGCCCUGUACGACUUCACGUCAGGCAGUGGUCAGUAUGGAGAUGUGUAUGAAGGCAUCUGGCUCUCCAGAAAUCUGACUGUUGCUGUCAAAACUUUAAAAGAGGAGACGAUGGUCUUGAAAGAUUUCUUGGAAGAGGCAUCAGUCAUGAAGGAGAUGAAGCAUCCCAAUUUGGUUCAGUUAUUAGGUGUAUGUACUUUGGAGCCACCAUUUUUCAUCAUCACUGAGUUCAUGAGUAAGGGUAACUUGUUGGAAUUUCUUCGAAACAGUAAUGAAGACGAAGUUAGCUCCACAGUUCUUUUUUACAUGGCUACUCAAAUAGCAUCUGCAAUGGCUUAUUUAGAGGCCAAAAAUUUUAUACACAGAGAUUUGGCUGCUCGAAACUGUUUGGUAGGAGAGAACCACCAAGUGAAAGUGGCAGACUUUGGCUUGGCGCGUCUGAUGAAGGAUGAUACCUACACUGCACAUGCAGGAGCCAAGUUUCCGAUUAAGUGGACUGCCCCUGAGGGACUUGCAUACAAUCGCUUCUCAACCAAGUCGGAUGUCUGGGCUUUCGGAGUUUUAUUAUGGGAGCUAGCUACCCGCGGCCAAUCACCUUACCCUGGAGUUGAUCUGACGGAUGUCUACCACCUACUCGAGAAUGGAUAUCGAAUGGAGAAACCUGAUGAGUGUCCCUCCGCUGUUUACAGAUUAAUGAACAAAUGUUGGAAGUGGGAACCUCAUGAUCGUCCAUCUUUCAAACAGAUCCACGAUCUGUUGGAUAAUGUCCUCUUCACUGCUAGUCAGACAUCAGCAACUGCAGGCUUACAUGAUCUCGGUAAAGACUUCAAAUUGUUCAUUUUUAUAACAGAUAAAGAAUUUGAAUCAGGUGAUGAAGUUGAAGAUGAAAAAAUAAAAAUUGUUCAUAAUUUUUUAGGAUCAAAUAUUUCUCCAGGCUCAACUCUCAGCUCGUUUGCUAGUAAAUCAAAUUUAAGAAGAGCCCCUGCACCUCCCGCAAGAACCAGUUCCUUCAGGGAUCAAAACCUCAAUUUUAUGGGUCUGGAUUAUGAAAGCAGAUUUAUGUUCGAUAGUAUUAAUUACAACAACAUCAUGGAUGGAAAUAAUAACAUCGGCGUUCAGAACCCAUAUAACAAUAGCCUAAACCAGGACAAUUCAACUGCAUUGGAUACGUCACAUUGCUGGUCUAAUGACCAUCUACUCAGCGAGUCUUUCAGUGAUCAUGUUCAGUCGCAGAGUAGCAGUGAUGAUUUACUUUCAACAUCUGCUAGUCAAUCUCGCAGUGGCAGUUUUGACAGAAUAUUACUAAGUGGUGGCGGGCAUAAUAAAGUUAAUAGACAUAAUCAUCACAGACAAGCUGUUAUGGAGUCCUCGUCUGAAUUGAUGCCAGAUGCAGAAGAUAAAAAAACACCGGACACAGACGGUUCGGAUUCUUUCUUUCCACCACCUCCUGCGUUUUUAUUGUUGGAGGAAGAGAAACAUUCUUCUACCUCGAGGCAAAACACUAACGUGGAAAAAUGCAACAAGUUGAAGAUUUUUGAAAACAAAACAACUCAGAACUCUUCAAAGAGCUUGAGCAGGCGUCAGACUACAUCUGGAAUGGGUCUAGGCAAGGAAAAUUUAGAAGAAGAUAGUUUCUUUGAUUCUGGUCAUUCCUCUCCAGCUCCAGGAGCUUUCUUUUCUGGAAAUGCUAACAGUGAAAUGGCUCCAGUACCUAUGCCGAGAAACUGUGUGACCAUGCCAAGGAAUGCACCUGCAAUGUCCUGCAGAGAUGAACUUAACGAGGUUUUAGGUCGCAGAAGGAGAUCAGAUCUAAAUAAAGAUAAGGAUGUGUUGAAAAGCAAAGAAUUAUCACCAGAGAAAUCAGCCGGUGAAAUUAGCAACAAUAUAUUUUUGAAAAGAAAACUCAAAAACACUAAAAUAAAUGAAAAUAAAACUGGAAAUGUUAAUGAUGUGUCUCAGUUAUCACACACUGUGGGUGUCAUGCCAACACCUGAAGUGCGAAAAAAAGUUGAAGACUGGCAAGCAAGUGUUGAGAAAAGUCUUAUCCAAGAGGAUGAACCUAAAAAUGUGUCAUCCAAUAAAAAAUCAUUUUAUUUUGAGAAAAACAUAUCGCCAAGUAAAGAAAAAAAUUUUUGUUCUGGAAAUGCAGUUGAUGAUCAAACUGUUGCCCCUGUCUGCAUCUUGCCAUCUCAAGCGUUGAAUUCUCUUAAAAAAGUAAGCAAGAAAGUAAACAAUGUUGAUGAACCUCAAGAUAAUAUCAAUUUAUUGAAAGAUAAGAAAAAUGUUGUUAAUUUGAGACCAUUAUCCAACAAUUUAAAUAGAGGAAGUCCCAAACUGGGCAUUGUAGCUUUAAGGGAAAAACGGAUGUCCAGUUGCGAAAUAGGCUCCACAAAAAAUAUGGACGAUGAGGUUGAGCGGAAGUGGACAUUACCAAAGCUAAAGCCAGUUGUCAGGGAUAAUUUGAGUUUGAAAGAUCUCAAAAAUGAAUCAUCUUUAGCAAAUGUAAAAUCAAUAAAAUCUCCUAUUCCUGAAGGAAACCUCGAGGAAAAUAUUGACGAAAAAAUAUCAUCUAGCAAAACAGCUCAAAAAAUUCAUGAAAGUUCAAAAGCAAGUUUGAAUUUUUUGAAAAUGCGCAAGUCACCGUGUAACGACGAUAUUUUAAAUGACCAAAAUGUUUUGACGAGUCAGAACAACUUUUCAGCUGCAAAAAAUACAUCACCACCAUCGAAGCAUUUUGUUGCUAAAACUGAUGUUGAUACUCCUAGCAUUAACUUUCUCAAUGAACUCAAGCAAUCUCAAACAAGAAUUGUAACAUCUAAUAAUGCUAAAGUAACGCAGUUAUCACCAAAAACAUCUCCAGACACACAACAAACUUCCAGUUUGUCAAAUACGAGUUUAGUAGAUGCUAAAGCAUCUUGUGCAACAUCUCCCAAAAAAUUUAUAAACAUCAUAAAUUCAUUCCAAAACCAGCUGAAGUCUGAUUCGGACAGCGCUGUUGACUCUAAAACGAUUUAUGUUCCAAAUAAUAGCGACUCAACCGAUACAGUUGACAAAAAGUUUUCCAAAGAAUCAGUUUUAGAUCUACUGUCUAUAGUGCAGGCAAAAUUAUCACAAGUGGAACACACUAUGAACUCUCAAACAGUGAUCGGCACUACAAAGAGCACAGUGUUAAAUUUAGCUGAUGAUCUUCACCUUUUCACUAAUUCCUGUAGAUCGUAUGUCGAUUCUCUACCUCCGCACAUGAAAUUUCAAUUCAGAGAUCUUCUAAAUUCCGUUGAGCAAGCGGGAAAUAAUUUCUGUGUUAAUUCUUUGAACAUCAGUGGUAAAAAACAUGAAAAUUCUUUAGCAUUAUUACGAGAAUCGUUAAAUAACACAGAAGACGCUUUGAAAAAGUGA
Messenger RNA from Helobdella robusta, 3615 nucleotides. RefSeq lists its product as hypothetical. Gene Ontology annotation, molecular function: non-membrane spanning protein tyrosine kinase activity; ATP binding; transmembrane receptor protein tyrosine kinase activity. Bases 1 to 3615 code for a protein of 1204 amino acids. Lineage: Eukaryota; Metazoa; Annelida; Clitellata; Rhynchobdellida; Glossiphoniidae. Gene Ontology annotation, cellular component: signaling receptor complex; basal plasma membrane. The transcript has 10 exons. The record is from RefSeq and is a predicted model, not a curated record. Gene Ontology annotation, biological process: positive regulation of kinase activity; cell surface receptor protein tyrosine kinase signaling pathway; protein phosphorylation.